AUGUCCGCAGCACCAACCUCUGGCGCCGCCCCAACAACAAAGGCCACCAGCGCCGAUAAAUCAUCCGCCGAUGCGUCGAAAGAUCAAAAGCCCGUUACCACAUUGGAGGAAGAUGAUGAGUUUGAGGACUUCCCAGUUGAGAACUGGAGCCAAGAAGACACAGAAGUACCUGGCGACAACACACAUUUGUGGGAAGAGAGCUGGGAUGACGAUGAUACUUCGGAGGACUUCUCCGCGCAAUUGAAGGAAGAAUUGAAGAAAGUCGAAGCAAACAAGAAGAGAUGAGCAGGAAAUAUUUUGUUCCAUGGGUGAUUCACAUUCAAUCGGGAGUUCAAGGGCAUGACAUCAUUUCACAUACAGCACAUCACGGGUAGAAAUUACUAGAAGAUGAUAGGCA
Messenger RNA from Botrytis deweyae, 397 nucleotides. RefSeq lists its product as uncharacterized. The transcript is spliced from 3 exons. Gene Ontology annotation, cellular component: proteasome complex; proteasome regulatory particle, lid subcomplex. Gene Ontology annotation, biological process: mRNA export from nucleus; double-strand break repair via homologous recombination; proteasome assembly. The coding region runs from base 1 to 285 and encodes 94 amino acids. The record is from RefSeq and is a predicted model, not a curated record. NCBI's taxonomy places the organism in Eukaryota, Fungi, Ascomycota, Leotiomycetes, Helotiales, Sclerotiniaceae.